AAAAUGUUUAAUGAGGAUGAGGACUGGAGUGACGAACAAGAGGGACGAAUCCUGAGCAAAGCUGUCUUUAAAAAGUCCCAAAAGGCGAACAGCAGUACACAUUUAAAGUCCAAUGUUGGGAAGAAGAGCCUGCUGCGGACACUGGAGACUCUGGGGUCGACACCAGACUGGAGGAGCGGUGACCAUGAGCAGGACAGCGGCAGUGAGACAGAAGUCCCUCCAUCAACCAGUAAACAGAAGAAGAGGAAGAAAAGGAGGAAACAUAGAGAGCAAUCAGAGGAGACGCAGGGGGUUGGAGACGACUGUCAAACUGUCAAAGAGGAGAAACCUCAACUGAAGAAGAAGAAAAAGAGGGAAAACAAACCUGUCUCAAAAGCACCCAGGACGCCUUCAGGGGAGACAGAAGUUGAAAAAGUUCCAGAACCUUCUCAAGAGAGUGUAAACAAACAGCAAGGCCCAGAGAGGCUGAGCAGGCAGCAGUGGAGAAACAAGAUGAAGAAUAAGAAGCGAUACAAGAACAAGUUCUGCCAGAACAAACCUGAGGACGAUGCAGACGGAGCUCCAACCGCCGAUAACCGGAAACCAGCAGAAGACGUCAAAAAAGAUCCACGCAACGGCAGCGGAGAAGACAUCAGCCGGUCAGCAAUCCAGAAACAAAGGAAGGAGGAAGUGAAAAGGAAGAACACGGAGCAAGAGGCAGAUGGAUGCAGYGCAGCAAGAGGGGAAAACCAGCCGGAGGUGGAGAAGUUAAAAAGUGUAUCUGAAGGCUCUGCUGAGGGAUUAAAACAUUUAGCAGGUGAAGUUCAGGUGGCGAGCACCAACCGCCAGAAACCUGAGCUGAGCAAGGAGYGGAGUCUGAAAAGACAGAAGCUGCAGAAGAUCCUCCUCCGCCAGGAAAGGGUCGGCACCAAGGGUCCAGCGGAGAGGACGGAAAUGGAGGCGGUGGUCCAGGAGGCGGUGGUCCAGGAGGCGGUGGUCCCGGAGGCGGCGGAGCAGAGCCGCUCCGAUUCCCUCAGGUCCCGAAUGGAGCAGCGCCUGGAGGCGGCACGCUUCCGCUACAUCAACGAGCGUCUGUACAGCACAGCGAGCGGCGAGGCCAGGCGCAUGUUCCAGCAGGACCCAGAGGCAUUCUGGGUGUACCACAGAGGAUACACGGCCCAGGUCCAGAGGUGGCCCGCCAACCCGCUGGACGCCAUCAUCACUUACAUCCACAAGAGGUCACCUUCCCUGGUAGUGGCAGACUUCGGAUGCGGUGACUGUAAAAUCGCGCGCAGCGUGAAGAACAAAGUGCACAGCUUCGACCUGGCUGCCACCUGUGACCUCGUCACCGUCUGUGACAUGGCCAAAGUGCCUCUCGGUGACGACUCUGUGGACAUCGCCGUGUUCUGUCUGUCCCUCAUGGGGACCAACCUGGUCGAAUUCCUGGCAGAAGCCAACCGCGUCUUGAAAAUGAGGUAAGCGAGGGAAAGUUGAU
Poecilia reticulata (guppy) is the source of this 1474-nucleotide messenger RNA. Lineage: Eukaryota; Metazoa; Chordata; Actinopteri; Cyprinodontiformes; Poeciliidae. The record is from RefSeq and is a predicted model, not a curated record.